AAAGUUUAAUUUCUAGUCUAUUAUUCUGUGUUGCAUGUGACUAUUUUUUCACGUUUUACAACUAGAUCGCACCGUGUUAAACAUAUUGUGGUCUUUUUUAUGCAAUGAUGUGUUGAGAAUGUCCAUCAGGUAGUUAUUUUGGUGUGCACGUAUUUAAUACAGUACACAGAGAAACAAUACGCAGAGAAGAGCAUCCUAGUGUCUUUGCAAAUAUUAAGUGUGAGAUUUUUUUCAGUGAUUACUUUUGCAAAACUGAGAGAUGGUUGUGUCUUUUAGUGAUAUAAGUGGGUUUUUGUUAUUGAGAGCAGUUUGGUUCCGUUAUUUGUGAGUAAUUAUUAGCGUAGUUGCUGUUUUGAAAUUCGUUGGUCGACUGAUUUGUAAAAUUCAGGAGAGCUAGUGGAACUUACGAAAUAAAGAAACAUGACGCUUUCAGAGCAAAUUCAGGGACAGAGGAGGUCCUCGAAAAAGUCUAAGAACAAGGCGCAGGCGUCAGGGAACACUGCGCCAGCCGCAACAAAUUCAAACCCGCGAACGAAGCCAGAGGCGCAACAAAAGAAGGCGCGCAAGUCCGGCGCGGGCAACACAACGGCUGCAGCUGCGGCGGCGGCGGCGGCGGCGGCCAAAGAUCCCAAGCGCGACAGACGCUCCACUCUGCCUGCAACCAGAGUUGCUACUGCCGAAGGCAGGGCCGGCGCAGAUGCUACGCCAGCGUCGGGCUCCGGUCUGCAGGGCAGGGACAGAGGUCUGAGAGGCAGCUUUAAGGCGCUGAGGAGAUCCACCGAAGAUCUGUCCAAUGCGGCGUCAGCGAUCAAGAAGACGAUCGGCAACUUCGUGAGGAGUUCGCCACUGAGGAGGAGUUUCAGUUUCGGCCGGGACCUCAACAAGGUGGGCGGCCUCAAGAAGACUGCGUGGUCAGCGUCGCUCCAGUCCCUCCAGGAGGACGUGCCGGAAGAGGAGGCGGGUGCCGGCAAGUUCCUCGUCGACGACAAGAGGGACAGCUUCAUAGAGGACGAGGAGGAUGCGGAGCUGAUGAAGGAGCAGAGGGCGGUGGCGAAACCCACAGAUGCCGUCGUCGGCGUGCCCACCAAAGACCUGGAGUUCAAGACACGCAGUCUGGUCAUUGAGGACUCUGGAGCCUACAGCAAGGAUCCGGAAUUCCAGGACUUGUCGGAGGUGUCGAGGAGGAGGACCCAGUCGUACAGCGCGGUCCAGAGGGUAGGACUACUGGAGCCCAGCGAUGAGGCGGACACCAUGCUCGGCUCUCGGAGCCACCGGCCGCACUCACUUUCUGCUUACCAUUUGGCUGGAGAACGGGGCAAUCCCCUGGAGCUGGAACGACUGCUGCCUGCCAGAUCGACGGCGACUCUUCCAGCGAAGAAACCGUGA
Schistocerca americana (American grasshopper) is the source of this 1386-nucleotide messenger RNA. RefSeq lists its product as uncharacterized. Lineage: Eukaryota; Metazoa; Arthropoda; Insecta; Orthoptera; Acrididae. The coding region runs from base 421 to 1386 and encodes 321 amino acids. The record is from RefSeq and is a predicted model, not a curated record. The transcript has 3 exons.